UUCAUAUAUAAAUUGUGGAGAUUUUGUCUUUUAAUCACACUCGUCCUCUGUUCAAUUGUGUGAUCACAUCAAUAAACUAUCAACAUGGUUCACAAGCUAAUCAUCUUCACCGCACUCUUCAUGUCUGCCACGUGCAUGUUUCUUCACCCAGCUCCGGUGCCGAUCUUUCUAGAAACUUUCCAAGAACCACCAAAACCUUACGACUUCUCCUAUGAGGUGAACGACCCCCACACUGGUGACGUCAAAUCCCAACAAGAGAGCAAGCGUGGAGACACAGUCCUUGGCCACUACUCCGUCAUUCAACCCGAUGGAAUCAGAAGGACUGUGGACUACCAGGCGAAUGAUUUAACUGGUUUCUUAGCAACCGUCAACAACCAAAGGCCCCAAGUCAACCAGCACCAAGAACAAUAUCAGGAAGAAUCCACUCGUCCAACUACAGCCAGCUCUGGAAGCAACGAUGGCCAAUCCAGUCAAGGAUGGCCAAGCCCCAGCUCAACCCCACCAACCAUUUCUUUCUCUUCUGUUCUCCACCCCUACCAAAACAACCUGUGGCUCUGUAGUGCAACUUGCUGGAAACAACAUUCAGGACUCAUCAACGUAGUCACAACCUCUCCAAUAAUCUUCAAAAUGGUUGCGAAGUGCGUGAUCCUAUUCGCUGUGGUGGCCGUCGCCAGCGCUGCUGAUUUCUCCAGCUUCUCGUACGGAGUAGCAGACCCCUACACCGGUGAUUUCAAGCACCAGUUCGAGACCCGCGCUGGAGACCGGGUGCAGGGACAAUACGGUCUCCUGGAAUCCGAUGGCACCCAACGGACGGUCGACUACACCGCCGGCGCUGAGGGCUUCAACGCUCUAGUGCGGAAGGACCCUGCUGUGAUCGCUGCCCCCAUUGCCGCCCCCAUCGCCGCUCCCCUUGCCCCCCUCGCAAUUGCCUCUUCCUACCCAUACGCUUACGCCCGGUUCGGAGCCUACGCAUACGCCGCUCCCUUCGCCUACAACCGCGUCCUCUAAGUCAUCACAACGUAUUAUUUUAGAACAAAAUUCUCAUUUGCUCACACCAGUUCGUCUGUACUAUUGUAAAUAAUGUAAAUAAAUUACCGAUAUGUCCGUCUAUUCA
Molecule: messenger RNA, 1114 nt
Organism: Zerene cesonia (dogface butterfly)
Lineage: Eukaryota; Metazoa; Arthropoda; Insecta; Lepidoptera; Pieridae
Exons: 4
Coding region: 85-1008 (307 amino acids)
Cellular component (GO): extracellular matrix
Source: RefSeq, a predicted model, not a curated record